AUGACUCAAUCCCCGGAAUGCAUGUUGUCGACUCUGAAUCUAAGCGCCCUUGAAUUGUCAAAGCUUGCCAACUUCGACGCUGCUCUUCACGAUGCCAACGUUAUGCAACAGACCUCGCCCUCUUCAGCAAUUGGAUAUAUACGUCCAGCCAUCAUUUACAGCGAACAAGGAAAACAGCUUCAAGUCAUCGAUGUCUGCACCAAGGGACUCAGCCUUGCUGAUACCAAAGAUACACACCAUGCUACAUUGCAACACGCCAAAGAUGUUGCCAUGCAACGCCAAAACAAGCGCAUUGACUUUAUCAGCCAACUUCCCGUUGAGAUUGUCGUUACAAGGCUCAUUCCCCUGUUUAUACGUAAUGAUCUUUUGGAUUCGAGCAUCCCGAAUGCGUACAUGCAUGUGUCAAAAGUAUGGCGCGAUCGUAUUCAUGGAUGCUUCGGUGGAUUACGAUUUAUGGUGGCCGUUGAUGAGGAUCGCAAGGAGCAAAAAUGUUCACAGCUCAUUCAGUUUGCUCAACACACAACGGGAUUGGUUGUUGGAUGGUAUUCACAAGGGACAUGGCUAAGUGAUUUACUACGUGAAAACGACUUUUGCAUGUUACGGGAGCUACGCAUUAAUGGCUAUGCAAAUGUGCAUGAUACCGGCUUUCUCUCAUCAUUAUCGUCAAUCAACAACACCUUGACGCAUGUCUAUAUCAGCCUCAACCGUGAACGCAACAUCCUACCCACAGCCGAUAUUGUCUCUGCUUGUCCCAAUAUCGAGACACUUCACAUCGUCAAUCCAUUCGAUGCUGAUAUGAGUUCUCUUCCUAUGACAACAUGGCCUAACAUGAAGACUUUAUCAAUCACCCAAGCAAGAAAAAGUAUAAGCAGCGAUCAGGUGGUCGAGAUAGCCCAACGUUUUCCAUCACUCAAAAGACUUACGCUGUUGCCAUGCAACGAUACCCAAUCUGCCUUGGCCUUGCCACAAUAUUGUUUAUCAAUCACAAGGCUUCACCGUUUGAUCAAUCAUCAAAGUGUGCAGCUCACCUAUUCGGAUGAAGGACAUCCAUGCAAUGAACCAGGAAUCACAUCUCUCUCUAUCCGCGGAUUCUUAUGGAUCCCAUGCAGCGAUUACCACAUCAUUCCUUUAUUGAAGCAUUAUCAGAAAAGAUUGAUCCACCUUGAAUGGGAUAUUGCGGUUGACAUCAAAGACAACGCUAUUUACAGUAUUCAGUACCCUCAACUUAAAAAGCUCGUUCUCAAACGAUGUGGAUGGUGGAUCCCACGCAACUCACCUGCGCUUGAGGAAUUGGAUAUCACAGCCGACACAAUCAGAACGAACGGCCAAGUACUUGAUACUAUACCACCACACUUCCAGAUACUCACGCUACGACUUGAUGGGGAAUUGAUACUUUCCGGCAAAUCGUCCAUUGGACGCUAUAUACGCCGUGUCGCUCAAGAAACGCAGCUGAAGGAGCUCGCGGUUCUUGUCAACAGCAAAAACAAUAUGAAUUGCAUUGGGGAAAUGCUUGAUGCUAUUUGCCGCUUGAAUACGCUUACACGUUUGGAAAUUGGUUUUGCAAAUGCUUGGGAUGGAUAUCAAAUGGAGAGGUUUCUUGACCAGCUUACCAAAGGAUGUCCUCAUUUAUCAUGCCUUGAGAUCAAAUGCCGCAAUGCACCAUCGACACAAGCAAUGAACACCUUGAAACGACUCACAUCCCUAAAAGAAAUGGCGUUUCCAAUCAAUCUCAUCGAUGACGACGGAUAG
This is a messenger RNA of Lichtheimia ornata, 1749 nucleotides long. RefSeq lists its product as uncharacterized. The transcript is spliced from 2 exons. NCBI's taxonomy places the organism in Eukaryota, Fungi, Mucoromycota, Mucoromycetes, Mucorales, Lichtheimiaceae. The record is from RefSeq and is a predicted model, not a curated record. The coding region runs from base 1 to 1749 and encodes 582 amino acids.